GUCCGCGCGAGGGGAGACUUCUGCUCCUCCUUUCGCACCUGCUCCUAAGGCUGAUAACACCAUUAGCGGAAGACGUUGAUUUGAUGCACUCCAAGACGUUUCGCGAUGCUUGUGUGUGUACUGCAAGAACAUGAACUCGCCUUGUUACUUUGAUGAAAAACUCAUUACGGGCCACUUUUAAUUCACCUCGACAAUUAAAUACCAAAACUGUGCAGUAACAAAACUGUCCAUGGUAAAACGUGAACGUGAAACUCGACAUGACUUUAUAUAAGACCUGCGUGUGACUUGGUGCUUGACGAUGAGGGACGUAGUAGCGCAGGGUCAGAAACUCCCUCUGUUUGAGUCGUUUCGGGAGAUGGUGUUGUCGGUGGUGGAGAGGCUAAAACCAGGCCUCACACACCAACAGGAUACCCCCCAGCUGGAGGAGGAGGACGAGCAGGAAGACCUCGACAAUAGAGUCUUCCUCGAGCCUGAUCAAAUCCUCACUACGGCUCUUAACAUCGGCGACGCUCUAAGAAAGGCUGCUCUGUGGGACAAUGCAGAGCUGCUUGAGGACCUGCUCAAUGGUGAUCAGCUGGCCCACCUGGACUGCCGAGAUGCCUGGGGACGAACUCCCUUACAUGCUGCUGCCACUACCGAAUCCUCCAGAUGUCUCAGGAUCCUCCUCCAAGCUGGGUCUGACGCUAACAUGGCUUCAGGGCCCAGAGCUGAAGGACGGACAUGUCUUCACAUAGCUUCAGAACAUGGAGCUGUGGAGAACAUCCGCUUACUACUUGACCAUGGUGCCGACCUUUUAGCCAAGGACGCAAAUGGCCUUACUGCACUUGACUUAGCUGAGCAAGGGGAACACACACAGUGCAUGACCGUCCUCAAAAAUGCUGCAG
Molecule: messenger RNA, 884 nt
Organism: Homarus americanus (American lobster)
Lineage: Eukaryota; Metazoa; Arthropoda; Malacostraca; Decapoda; Nephropidae
Product: ankyrin repeat domain-containing protein 29-like
Molecular function (GO): protein binding
Source: RefSeq, a predicted model, not a curated record